AUGGCCACCAAGGACGAGCAGACGCGUCUGCGCAUCGACGAAGUAAAGGCGAACCUCCGGUCCACGACGACGUGUUCACCUGCAACCGUCACAACACUGCAGGAAUUGCUUUUGAAGAAAUCGGAGGAACCUGCACAGAAAGAGAAUGUCAGAGCCAAAGCACAGACUACAGCGCGGAGGAGAGCAGGAACGGCGACUGCUACAGCCAAUGUGGAGGUCAAGGACUCUGCAAUAACACUCUCGCCAAGGGAGAAAUACAUACUGGCUACCGAAGUCGCCAACACCACCCUCAAGAACCUCGCAGACGCUCUGAAGACCCCCUCGUAUGCGACCGCCCAGAAAACGUCUCCGCCAACAAAGCCCACCACUAGCGACGAUGCGCGAAAGCCAGUCCGAUCGCGGGCAGGACACACAAAGAGCGCCUCUGUCUCGCAGCGCCCUUUGAAGGAACGAUCUGCCUCGCAGAUAAGCAAUGCGCCACAAAAGCCGGCGAUACGGCGAUCUUCGUCAUACUCCUCCUUCCUGACUACAGGCCCCGAUACGGGCCUGGUCUCCACAGCCGAGUGCGCUAGAAUUGCAUUUUCAUACUUGGGGACAGUGGAAGCCACGAAAGUGCUGGGCAAAGAUUCACAGGAGCUACAAUUGGAGAGCGGCAUUCUGGCGCUCAUUGGAAAAUUGGUUGCGCUUGGACUUGAUGGCCUUGCUGUCAAGGAGAUGCGACACCUGAAGAAAAGGCUGGACAAAUAUUUGGGUCACGAUGUUGAGGCACAGCGCCCUGGAAGUCGAAUCGCUGAGAAGGGAGCUCAGAACGCCGGAUCGGGAGAUAAGGAAAGCCUGGCAUCGCUUUUGGAUUUUGCGGAAAUCGGAGCUGAAAGUCCGGCGGUACCAAUCGUCGUCAACCUUCAAAUAUACGCGCUACGAGUAAUCGCAAAACUGAGCCGGCCUCGCAUCGUCGAAGCCACCUGGGACUACCUGAAGCUGUCCAACCCUUCGUCCCCCGCAAACUUGAUACAUCACAUGGCGACCUCGCCAGGUGGUCAAGUUAAAGCUGCGAGACAGCUUGAAUCUCUCGCCCAAACGAUCCUCUCGCUCUGUCCACAAAUCGCUAGCUCACACGAUGAGAAACCCCUACAGCCAUCGACGGAAACUGUCUUACUUUUGCAACAGCUGGCAUUCAAGGUCCGGAAGACGUGGUGGAGCUUAGCAAAGCAUCAGGGAAACGAAGAGAAGGAGUUGCUAGAGCCCUUCACGAAGUGCUUGACUGCCUUCGCAAGAAGAUCGCAAAUAUCACCAAACAAAAAAUACAGACUGGCUGCAACGCUAUACGAAGAUUUGAAAUCGGGCCAGCGGGGCCAGGAAGGUGCACAUGCAUCAAACACAGCAGUCAAUCAAACCCUCAGUUCUUUAGCUCAGGCCGCAGGGCUGUCUGAGGAAGCAGUUCGAUGGUUGGGUACAGCGCAGCCUGCUUCCUCAUCAACUGGAUCCUCCGCUAAACAAAGCGCUCGCAUCGUGCGAAUCGCGACUGUUACUAUCGAAGGCUUUGUCAAGGACAAUUCGACGCCGGGUCUAGAAGAUGCAGUCAGUAAUGCACUUGAGGCAUUGGGAGGUAGCCUUAGUGGGUCUGGCGCAGAUCUGGACACACUUUUUGUGGAAGUCAAUGCCUUCAGACGUGCAGCAACUCGACUUCUCAUGGCUUUCUCCACGAAACCUGAGCAGGUUGAAGGGCAGGAUGAUAUCAGGCAAAGCACCAUCCACAUCAUCGCGGCGAGCAUACAUUUUUCGGCCAGGAUGGUUGGUGCGAAAGUUGCAGACAACGCAGAUGCAAACGCACAACGUCGGCACGAUGCGCGGAUGAUGAUGUUGUCCAAGUGCACGAAGAGUAGCCUCGACUCUGUGUUAGCAUGUUGCAAACAGAUCAUCGACUCGGAAAAACAAUGGCAAGAACUCGAUGUCAUGCUGCAAGAAUGCUCGCAUAUCAUACAUCGACUUGAAGAAGAAUGUUUGCUCGGUACAAAUGCCGACUUACUAGACUCCGAAAUGACUGAGUCACUACUCGUGAAACUUUCCAACGCGUAUUGGGCUGUCUAUCUUCAGCUAAGGAAAGCCAAAUUCACGUCAGCGAUUCUCAUUACAGCAAUACAGCGCUCUAUUAAUCUCGUACAUAUGAGAUCUCAAGACGUGCGGUCUGGAGGUCAUCUCAUCAUGAAGCUCGAGCAGCUCGGUGAUACUCUCGAAGGCUUGGACAGCGCUGCGAAGUCACGAAAAGCCUACACGCAGUGUCUCCAGGCACACCUAGAAUCAGACGCGUCUCAAAAACUAGCAGAUGCUGCAGCAAAUAAACCACUUCAAGAAAUCUUCGCGGACCAGGGCCCAUUGGGCACGUUCAAUCGUGUCUUGAAGUCGCAUCAUCGCAGUUUCCUCAAAUCCGGCAUAUCAGAUGCUAAAGAGAUGGCAUUCUUUGACCACUCCGGUUUACAGUCUGAAGUUCGAGGUGUUCUUCUAGAGUACCAGCUCAAUCUCUAUCUACAUACAUUGUCCAAGAACCGACAUUGGGACACCAACCUCAAUUCAUCGGUCACUGGCCUUGUGGAAAGCCUCCAAGAUCUUUACGCAGCGAAGCAGUAUCCCAUUCGACGGCUACGACUACUUGCGUCCUUGCUUCAGCUCUCUCAAAGUCAUGCUGAUGUUGUUUCAAUAAAGUCUUUGGAAGCAGAUGCGUUGCAAACGUCUCUGAUCGAUAUUUCAGGCUCCCAGGACGAAGGCUUGAUGCGAUUUGGCCCGCAUCUGAACGCCUUCUGUAAGCUCAAGAUCUUGACACAAGAGCCUGUUCCACAGGCGCCAAUCCUUCGCGAGUGCUUCUCUACGUGGGAGUCCAUCAUUGCCACGUCGUCCUCCUGGCAAAGCCUUGCGGACCGUGUUGAUGAUACCGCCAGCUGGCUCUCCGACUUGAAGACGAGUGUCGAGUAUCUCAACGUGAAUGGCGAGGAGUAUUUAGCAUUACCCGUACUUAACCUCCUUGUGAAAGCAGGCGAGCUGCAAAAAAAUCCCGAUCCAUCUGACACGGUCACAAGCCUCUGUGCUCUGGGACUGCAGUUCCUUCGUCUCGGCUACACUGGAAAAGCCGGACUUUCGUUGGCUAAGGCAGAAAAGCUGGUCGCCAACCACAAGCCAUCUACAGAGGCCAGGCUGCGAUGGCAUAUUGCGUAUGCUGAGUACCUGGCUCGAAUUGGGAAUACGACCAAGGGUCUUGCCAUCAUGACUGCUGCAUAUAAGCACGCUCUCGCGGAUCAGCAGUUCAUGGAUCUGGCUAAACCAUCAACUACUCUCUCGUCGAGACUACGCUUCAAUAGGGUAUUAGCUGAUGCCACAUACGUCUACUCGCUUCUAUCGACAAUUGAAGGCAGUUACAAGGAUGCUGCGAAGCAUGCGAGACAAUGCGUGGCUCUCAAUCGACGUAUCUGGGCGGCAUUGGAGUCAAGAGCCACUGUUAAGAAGGCUGCGCCUAUUGAUGAUUCUGAGUCGGACAUUGAUGGGCCCAGCAAGGUAGCAUUCGAUCCAUUGAGCUCAAUGCGUAACGAGAAGGGCGCACCUAUCGUCAUGUCCGUCACACACGAUGCCCUGAGUGGGCCAGAGUUUUGGUCUCUGGUGCCCGCAUUAUAUCGGGGACUGAUGCAGCAUUCCCAAAUAUUCGCUCAUCAGGGAUUGCUGCACGAGGCUGUCUACGUCGCAGAACAAGCCGAGAAGGUCGCUUCCGCUUCGAAAUCACCCACUCUCAUAAUCGACAAUGCCAGCUGGCGGGCAGAUUGCUGGGCUCAGAGCGGCAGACCCGAUAAAGCGCAACCUAUUCUUGAUUCUCUCUCGGUUGAUGCGACCCGAAAAUGUCUUUCAAUCAUAGGCUACCAAUCCGCUGUUGCCAGAGUCCACCACUGGACUGGUCAGUACGAAGAGGAGGUUGCGUCGUACGAUACGCUCGAACAGCUUUUGAAGGACCUGACAUCGCCAAUAUACACAAAAACUCUGGACACAAUCUCUUCUGAUGUCGACAGCCUUGUUGAUCAAAUGUCUCAGAUGACUGUCGGCACAACAAAGACCCAAACAACUAAAGCUGCAGUAGCAACAACAGCACGAGGUCGCAAGCCUGCAGUAAAGGCUACCAAGGCCCCGGUACGGAAGACAACUGCAAAGCCUGCUCCAAACGCUAGAUCUAAGCCCAAGACGGCUGUCGCUGAAAAGCCUGCAUCCACGUCCAAGGCCAAAGAAUCCUCCCUUGAAAAUGCCAACAGCAGUGAACAAUGCUCGGUUUUGCAUAACUUCCAGCUCGAGAUCACAAACCGACGGGUUCUUGCGCAUCUGUUGCAGGAGGACCUCGCAACCGCGUCUGCUCUUAUUGCCCAGAUGGAUGAACACCAAGUCGCUACAGCCCGUGAUCUAUCUCAUUCGUGGGCGGCGUUCAAAACUAUGCUCGCGCAAAGCACCAAACAAAUUGCUGAGAACAUUGCGGUCAACACGUUGCCCGAAUCCACCAUUGCCUUCCCCGCCAUUAACACCAAGGAGCGAAGACUAUCAGAGGACGCCAAUGGGAAACGCCCUGCGCUUGCAUCGUCAACAGCAGCAAAGACUGGCCGCGCAAAGAAGCCUGCAAAGAGUGAUUUCGUGGAGACACUACGAAAUGCUCGAGACCGCUUAGUACAAGCCCACACAGCAUGCGCUGCAAAUGGUCCAAACUACAUGUUUCAGCAGGUCUCCAUGGCGCUGGGCACUAUUACAGUCUUGCUUUCUGCAGUGUCUGGAGACGAGAUGGGUGGUUCUAUACACCCGUUGUAUGCAGCUUACAUGGGAGAAGUCCCAAAAUGCAACGCACUGAGGCUCGCGCAAGACGCAGUCGAAGCCGAAAAAGACCCAAUGUCACGCGACGACUGCUUGCGAUGGCCCAACUCAUCAUCCACCACCAAUGCCCCCACAACAGUGUCAGACUUUCAGAGACAAUACAUUGACAUCAUUCCAGAGACCUGGAAUGCGGUGUCUCUUGCACUGAACGACACUCGCGAUGAGCUAUAUGUCACACGCUAUGAAAGUGGUUUAUCUCCAUUUCUACUUCGCCUACCGUUGGCUCGACAUGCAUCCCGCGACAUGGAUGAGGAAGAAUUCUCUUUCGAAGAUGGGAAAAGAGACUUCGACGAGAUCAUCGAGCUCAGUGACUUUAGUACACGUACUGCCAAAGAUAUGACCUCGAGAGAGGCCCGUCAACAGUGGUGGGCCGAACGCGAAGCUCUCGACACAAGGCUACAUGAGCUCCUCAUCAACAUGGAAAACAUCUGGCUCGGUGGUUUCAAGGGUGUCUUUUCUCAGCAUGAGCGACAACCAAGUCUGCUUGCCCGCUUUCGCAAGUCUUUGGAGAACAUUUUGAAUCAACAUCUCCCGUCCCGCAAAAAGAAAUCUCAAGCAAAGAGGCCCACGUUGGAUACUAGGGUUCUGGAAUUAUUCAUUGGUUUAGGCAAUGCCAACGACGAAGAAUUGGAUCUUGACGAGGCGUUGAUGGACCUCAUGUACUUUGUAGUCGACAUUCUACACUUCAACGGCGAGCGCAACGCGUACGAUGAAAUCGACUUCGAUGCCAUGGUCGUGGAAACGCAAGAAGCGCUACAAGCAUACCACAGCGCAGCGCAGCCACCUCAGACUACCAAACACACGAUCCUCAUCUUGGACAACAACCUGCAUGGAUUUCCUUGGGAGUCAUUACCCUGCUUGGAGAAGCUCUCCAUAUCCCGCCUUCCUUCGCUGGCCGCACUUCGAGAACGUCUGCUGGUUGCGAGACCGUGUAACGACCACACACAACAGCCGCCUGGGCAUUAUAUACGGGUGGGCUGUGGAGGUACCAGCAUUCUGAAUCCCGGUGGUGACUUGUCGCACACGUCGAAGACGCUCCAGCCUCGCUUGGACGAGCUACAAGGGCCUUGGACACACAUUGCAAACCGCGCACCAACAGAAAAAGAAUUCGAGGACUCGUUGCGAGAAAACGAACUGGUGCUCUACUUUGGACACGGUAGUGGUGCCCAGUUCGUGCGCUCAAAGGCUGUACGCCGCCUCUACCCUGGCCAACAGGACGAUCACAAUCAGAAACCCGGUUGUGCGACGACAUUCCUCUUCGGCUGUUCGUCUGUGCAUCUCACCGAGAAUGGCAUCUACGAGCCGUCGGGUAUGCUUGCUUCGUACCUCACUGCGGGUGCACCUGCUGUUGUAGGUAUGCUUUGGGAUGUCACAGACAAGGACUGUGAUCGCUUCGCCAUCAAAGCAGGUGAAUUGUGGGGCCUCUGGCCUGAGCCACAAGAAGACGCUGCACGAGUAGUACCAAAGACUCCUGGUAGAAAAGCAAAGGGCAAGGGAAGAGUUGCGCAAUUAGCAGACGAUCUAGAAGGCACAAGAGCACCAGGUAGCGCGAAGAAGGGCAAAAAAGCUAAGAUUGUCAAUGAUGAGGCUGAGCCUGUUGGAGAGCGGCGUAGAGGGUUGGGUUUGGACGAAUGCGUCAGAGAGGCAAGGAAGUCAUGCAUCUUGAGGUAUCUCAAUGGGGCGGCAGCAGUUGUAUACGGCAUCCCGGUAUAUUUGGAGUAG
Parastagonospora nodorum SN15 is the source of this 6609-nucleotide messenger RNA. RefSeq lists its product as hypothetical. Gene Ontology annotation, molecular function: cysteine-type endopeptidase activity. The record is from RefSeq and is a predicted model, not a curated record. NCBI's taxonomy places the organism in Eukaryota, Fungi, Ascomycota, Dothideomycetes, Pleosporales, Phaeosphaeriaceae. Gene Ontology annotation, biological process: meiotic chromosome separation; proteolysis. Gene Ontology annotation, cellular component: centrosome; nucleus; mitotic spindle pole body. The coding region runs from base 1 to 6609 and encodes 2202 amino acids. The transcript is spliced from 2 exons.